ACACUUCCUGGUUCCCUCCCCUUUAGAUCUACAGUUUCAAGAUGGGUGGAACGAACAAGAGCUGACAUUCAGAGCUCAGACACAUGACAUGUAGAUCAGAGCUCACACUAGAUUCAUUUCUGAGGAAUUGAAACUCAGUCAGUCACUGUCUCUGAGAGUUGAAAUGGCACAGAAAGGAGUUCAGCCGUACCGAGAAAACCUCUCUUGUUGCAUCUGUCUGGAUCUACUGAAGGAUCCGGUGACUGUUCCCUGUGGACACAGCUACUGCAUGAACUGUAUUAAAACCCACUGGGAUACAGAUGAUGAGGAGAGAGACUACAGCUGCCCUCAGUGUAGGCAGACCUUCACACCGAGGCCUGUCCUGGGGAAAAACACCAUGAUAGCAAGUAUAGUGGAGGAGCUGAAGAAGACUGGACUCCAAGCUGCUCCUGCUGAUCACUGCUAUGCUGGACCUGGAGAUGUGACCUGUGACGUCUGCACCGGGUGGAAACUGAGAGCCAGUAAGUCCUGUCUGCAGUGUCUGGCUUCUUACUGUGAGAAACACCUUCAGCCUCAUCUUGAAGCAGCUCCAUUCAAGAAACACAAGCUGGUGGAGCCCUCCAAGAAGCUCCAGGAGAAUGUCUGCUCUCGUCAUGAUGAGGUGAUGAAGAUGUUCUGCCGUACUGAUCAGCAGUCUAUCUGUUAUCUCUGCUCUGUGGAGGAACAUAAAGGCCACGACACAGUCUCAGCUGCAGCAGAAAGGACUAAGAGGCAGAGAGGGCUCAAGGGGAGUCGACUAAACAUCCAGCAGAGAAUCCAGGACAGAGAGAAAGAUGUGAAGCUGCUUCAACAGGAGGUGGAGGCUAUCAAUGGCUCCGCUGAUAAAGCAGUGCAGCGCGGUGAGAAGAUAUUCACUGAGCUGAUCCGUCUCAUGGAGAAAAGACGCUCUGAUGUGAAGCAGCAGGUCAGAUCCCAGCAGGAAACUGAAGUGAGUCGAGUCAAAGAGCUUCAGGAGAAGCUGGAGCAGGAGAUCACUGAGCUGAAGAGGAGAGACGCUGAGCUGCAGAAGCUGGCACACACAGAGGACCACAACCAGUUUCUACAGGACUACCCCUCACUGUCAGCACCCAGUGGAUCUACACACUCAUCCAGCAUCAAGAUCCGUCCUCUGAGGUACUUUGAGGAUGUGACAGCGGCUGUGUCAGGAGUCAGAGAUCAACUACAGGACGUUCUGAGAGAGGGAUGGACAAACAUCUCAGAGACAGUGACUGAAGUGGAUGCUUUACUGUCACAACCACAACCAGAGCCCAAGACCAGAGCUGAGUUCUUAAGAUACUCAUGUGACAUCACACUGGAUCCAAACACAGCAAACACACAUCUGUUAUUAUCUGAUGGGAACAGAAAAGCAACAUUAAUGGAACAACGUGAGUCUUAUUCUAGUCACCCAGACAGAUUCACAGAUCAUCGUCAGGUCCUGAGUAGAGAGAGUCUGACUGGACGUUGUUACUGGGAGGUGGAGUGGAGGGGAGGAGUUUGUUUAGCAGUCGCAUACAAGAAUAUCAGCAGAGCAGAGAGCUCAAAUGAAUGUGUGUUUGGAUACAAUGACAAAUCUUGGUCUUUAGAUUGUUCCAAAAAGAGUUGUCACUUUUGGUUCAACAAUGUCCAAACUCCUGUCUCAGGUCCUCGGUCCUCCAGAGUAGGAGUGUAUCUGGAUCACAGAGCAGGUACUCUGUCCUUCUACAGCGUCUCUAAAACCAUGACUCUCCUCCACAGAGUCCAGACCACGUUCACUCAGCCUCUACAUGCUGGACUCUGGAUUUACUGGUCUUUUGGAUCCACAGCUAAAUUGUGUAGCGGGAAAUAGACAGAAGUCAUUUCAGGGACAGUGGGUUCACUUCUGUGUUUGAAUUCUUCAACUUGAUUUUUAUUCCUGUUUGUUGCUGAGAGCUGAUUGCUGUCAGCUGUCAAUCAAACUUGGUGGGCGGGACUUUGACAUCUUCUCCUUUGUUGUGUAAAUGUUUGAGUUUGUUGAAGUUACACUUCUUCCUGUGUCUGUUUAGCCAUGGAGGCUUUCACUGCUCAUGAUGAUUUCUGUUCACCUGAACUGACAUUUCUCUGCAUGAAAAUAUCAACUUGUCUCUGCUCUAGAUGUUGGCUGAUUAUUUGUAUUGAUGCAUUUUUAUGCUGUUGUUUCUGAUCUGAUUCAUGAAUCUGAAGAGAGGAAACAGCAGACCUUUCAUUAUUGUACGUAUUUUGUUUUGGCACUUUGUACAUUUGUAGAAAUUCUAUCAUCACAUUUAGAGAAAUUUGUUUGGCAGAAUAUAUUAUGCUGUUAAGGGUAAAAAAAAAUCUCUUCUUUCCUCUUUUUCUUGAGAAUAGUGUAAAUAAGUUGACACUCAUGUUGCUGGGUUUGUUUGUGGGUUGAUGUUUUUUUGGUAAUUCUGAGAUCAAAGCCAUAUUUGUAGAAAUUCUAUAAUCACAUUUAAAGACAUUUGUUUGGUAGAAUACAUUUAGUGUGAAGAAAAAAAAAAGUUUGACAAUCUCUUUUUUCCUAUUUUUGACCUGUAUCCUGAAUGCAGCAUCACAAUAGCUGACUUGAGUAUAGUGAGGAGGUGGUGACAUGAUCAUAAUAAUAUAAAAUAAUGUGAUAGUGAUAUGUAGGAGGACGGUUUUGUCUCAGAAUUCCAAGGUCAAAGCUGGAAUUCUGUUCUGAGAUUAAUCCAAGAAUUCUGGAAUCAAAGCCCAAAUUUGGGAUCAAAACUGAAAUUUUGAGAUCACAGCCAGAAUUCUGGGAUCAAAGCUGGAAUGCUUAAAUCAAAGCAGGAAUUCUGAUAUCAUAGCAAGAAGUCUGGGAUCAAAUGCAGAAAUCUAAGUUAAAAAACAGAAUUCUGGGAUCAAAAGCACAGAUUUUAUGUUAAAGCUGGAAUUUUGAAAUCAAAGCCAUAUUUGUCUAAAUUCUAUCAUCACAUUUAGAGACAUUUAUUUGGCAGAAUAAAUUGUGUUUCUAAUAAAAAAUGUUAGACAAUUUCUUUUGUUUCCUUUUUUUCAAAUGUGUCUUUGAUGCAGCAUCACAAAAGCUACCUUGAGUAUAGUGAGGAGGUGGUGACAUGAUGAUAAUAAUAUAAAAAUAAUGUAUUAAUCAUGUGAUAGUGAUAUGUUGGAAGACGUUUUUUCUCAGAAUUCCAAGAUCAAACCCAGAACUCUGACAUCAAAGUCUGAAUUUUGGGAUCAAAACAGAAAUUUCGCUAUUACAGUCAGAAUUCUGGGAUCAAAGCCAGAAUUCUGGGAUCAAAGCCAGAAUUCUGGGAUCAAAGCCAGAAUUCUGGGACCAAAGCCAGAAUUCUGUGACUAAAGCCAGAAUUCUAAGAUCAAAGCCGGAAUUCUAAGAUCAAAGCCGGAACUCUGAGAUCAAAGCCAUAUUUGUAGAGAUUCUAUCAUCACAUUUAUAGAAAUUUGUUUGGCAGAAUAAAUUUGGUGUAAAGAAAAAAAAAUGUUGUUUGACAAUC
Molecule: messenger RNA, 3485 nt
Organism: Notolabrus celidotus (New Zealand spotty)
Lineage: Eukaryota; Metazoa; Chordata; Actinopteri; Labriformes; Labridae
Product: tripartite motif-containing protein 16-like
Exons: 1
Coding region: 164-1843 (559 amino acids)
Molecular function (GO): zinc ion binding; protein binding
Source: RefSeq, a predicted model, not a curated record